AUGAAGCGAACGAAAUCGAAGCGGGCACGGACUAAUGGCGGUAAUAAUAACAAGCCGGCUGCUGGGUCGCGGCGGUUGGGCUACUCCGCGAGCGAGCUGGUCGAUCGAUUGAGCAGGAUGUACUCGCUGGCGCCGAGCAAGGCUUUCCAGCGCGAGGUCGCCGUGGCGCUGAGGCGCGGGGUCGACUACGGGAUUCUGGUCAAGUCGCGCCAGCGAUACAGGUACGAUCCCGAGCACUCGCUGAGGGCGUCGCUGAGGACGGCCGGGGCGCCGAGACGCGGCAAACGCGGCAAACGCGGCCGAGCCGACGAAACCAAGGAGACGCGGCCGAGGGUACCGCGGCCGACGGUGCCACCGCCGCCCAGCAUCCGGCCCCAGCCGAGGAUCCUCACCCGCGAGCCCGCCACCAGGAUCAUCAAGCACUAG
This is a messenger RNA of Phymastichus coffea, 426 nucleotides long. RefSeq lists its product as uncharacterized. The coding region runs from base 1 to 426 and encodes 141 amino acids. The transcript is spliced from 2 exons. The record is from RefSeq and is a predicted model, not a curated record. NCBI's taxonomy places the organism in Eukaryota, Metazoa, Arthropoda, Insecta, Hymenoptera, Eulophidae.